Messenger RNA from Dermacentor albipictus, 1860 nucleotides. It is a transcript of the gene SAK, whose product is annotated as Sak kinase. Gene Ontology annotation, biological process: protein phosphorylation; mitotic spindle organization. Gene Ontology annotation, cellular component: kinetochore; spindle pole; centrosome. Gene Ontology annotation, molecular function: ATP binding; protein serine/threonine kinase activity. NCBI's taxonomy places the organism in Eukaryota, Metazoa, Arthropoda, Arachnida, Ixodida, Ixodidae. The record is from RefSeq and is a predicted model, not a curated record.
UUGAGUCUUGGUGUCACGCGUUGUUUGGGUUCGGCGCUGCAAGUUUGAAUCUACAAAACGGAAUCAUUUACGCCUGUUAUGAAAAUAAGGCGGUGAUAAGAGCUGAUAUGGUCGAAUGUUUCGAACGAGCGGCAGUGGACGUUCGCACGACUUGUGCCAACCACCCGUGACAACAGUGUUAGACUACGUUCGAUGGGAAAUGGUCGUGUCAACGGACAGCUCAGCCAAGCUUGGGGACUCCAUACAGGAUUACGAAGUGUUUAACUUCCUCGGGAAGGGCGGAUUCGCUGAGGUGUACCGCGCCAGGUCGAGACUAAACGGACUCGAAGUAGCGAUAAAAAUGGUGGAUAAAAGUGUUCUCAGGCGCACUGGUGUGAGCAGCACCAGAGUUCAGCAAGAAGUUGCCAUCCAUUCCAGGCUGAAACACCCAGCUGUUGUUGAGCUGUACAAUUACUUCGAGGACCGCCAGUACGUGUAUCUUGUGGUGGAGUACUGCCCAGGUGGAGAGCUGCAGAGCUACCUGAAGUCGCGCAAAGGCCCUCUCAGCGAACCCGAGGCCUGUCACGUAUUGGCCCAGGUGGUCUCGGGCCUCCUCUACCUUCACUCUCACAACAUCCUUCACCGAGAUUUGAGCCUCUCCAACCUCCUUCUCACUCAGAACCUUGAUGUGAAAAUCGGUGACUUUGGGCUGGCUACCCAGUUGAAGAAUCCUUGGGAACGGCACACUACUCUCUGUGGCACGCCAAACUUCAUGUCACCUGAGGUGGCAGCGCAGAGUCCACAUGGCCUGGAGGCAGAUGUGUGGAGCCUGGGCGUGAUGCUGCACACAUUCCUGCUGGGUCGAGCCCCGCCCCACAACUGGGCAGCCUGCUCCCUCGAGCUGCCCAGUGCCUUGUCCCCAGCAGCAAGGCACCUGCUCUGCCAGCUCCUGCAGAGGAACCCUCAGCGCAGGAUACCCCUGCGAUCCAUUCCAGAGCAGGCAUUCAUGCUACAACCUGGCCAACCUCUGCGGCCGCUUUCUUCUAAAGUGGAGCCACCCAAGAAGCCACUGAACACAGCAGGCCUUCGGCCAGCCCGUCUUUGGGCACGGAACAUGCGACUGAGCAUCCUGGAGGAUGGUGAAGUGUGCAUAGAGUUCCUGAGGGCAGACCAGAUGACUGUGAGCCGUGUUCUGCGCGUGUCGAGUGACGGACAUCGAGUGGUGCUGUAUCGACCAGCCACGGGCCGUGCCCCAGCAGAUGGGCCACCGCCUCCAAUUCCAGCCAACCGCCAACCACUGCCCUGGGAUGCCCUGCCACGUCCCUACUGGCCCAAGUAUGCCUGUGCGACUCGCUUCGUUGACCUGGUUCGCCAGAAAACGCCCAAAAUCAUCUUCUAUGCCGACACUGCACUGUGCAUCCUCUUGGGCAGUGGCGACUUUGAGGCCAGUUUCUACUCGGGUUCAAAGGUGGUACGCAGUAGUGAGCAAAUAAAGUUGACCGAUGCAUCAGGUCAUGAAGAACAGCUGGCCCAGCCGAUAGAUACCAGCCUGCUUACACCUGCCCAGGCCCACCUAUGGAAGCUUACUUGUGAGUACCACCGGCGCUGUGUGGCUUUAGAAUCGGCCCUGGAGGCCACUGAUGAAGGCUGGAACAUAUACCCUGCAGUGUUUGGCCGGCGACCCCAUGGCAAUCAAGGUAGCGGCAAGUCUCUUGGAUCUUGCUGCUUUUCCAAGGACUAUGGUAGUGCAUUGUCUCCACUGGGAAACCUGGCCAGCUGUUUCACAGGAGGAACAUGCAUGUCAAUGCCCACAGUGCCCCACCAACAGUUUCUCCCACGCACAAAUCGCUUUUUGUAAAUAAACCACAGCCUGCCAUUUUA